Molecule: messenger RNA, 1152 nt
Organism: Hirsutella rhossiliensis
Lineage: Eukaryota; Fungi; Ascomycota; Sordariomycetes; Hypocreales; Ophiocordycipitaceae
Product: sas10/Utp3/C1D family domain-containing protein
Exons: 1
Coding region: 1-1152 (383 amino acids)
Biological process (GO): maturation of SSU-rRNA from tricistronic rRNA transcript (SSU-rRNA, 5.8S rRNA, LSU-rRNA)
Cellular component (GO): small-subunit processome; nucleolus
Source: RefSeq, a predicted model, not a curated record
AUGGCGGCCCCGACAACGCUGCCGGCUUUGCUGGCCUCCCUGACACAGUCGCUGUCUCUCACCGAAGAGGCCGCGCCCAAGAUUGCAGCCAUCGAGAGCCCCAAAGACGGCAUUUCACUCCUCGACGUCAAGAACGAGCUGCUGCUCUCGUACCUACAAAACCUCGUCUUCCUCAUCCUCCUCAAGCUGCGAAACUCCAGGUCGACCUCCGACGAUGCGGAUCAAGGCGGCGAUGGGCUUGACGAAUCUGUCCGCGCAAAGCUCGUGGAGCUGCGACUCUAUCUCGAAAGGGGGGCCCGGCCGUUAGAGGAGAAGCUCAGGUUUUCCAUCGAGCGGUUCCUCAGGACCGCAGAAGAUGCGCAGCGCCAAACACAAAACAUACGGCAGAGGCGGAAAGCGAAUGGCAGCAAGGACUCUGGCAGCGACGACGAGGACGCCUCUUCGGACCAAGGAGACGAGGACGAGGAUGAGGACUUGUCUGGCCAGGGAAGACCCGUGCAGCACCGUCCGGGACAGACAGCUGCCGCACCCAGACUCGGCACUCUGAUGGACGACGUCACGGCCAAGCGCGCCGACCACGAAGAUGGGCCGUCUGGCAUCUACCGCCCUCCCAAGAGAGAUCGCCAUGCCAUGGAGACGACGCGGCCGCGCGAAAAGGCCGACCGCAGACCCCACAAGUCUCACACCAUGGAGGAGUUUGUGCAGUCUGAGUUCGCCACGGCGCCCGUCGCCGAGCCCAGCAUCGGCACGACGAUUGUCCAGGGCGGGCGCAAGACGAAGACGGUCCAGGAGCGCAAGGACGAGGCUGAGCGCCGCGACUACGAAGAAAUGAACCUUGUCCGCCUGCCCAAGCUGAGCAAGAAGGAGCGGGCCAAAAAGAACAAGGAGGCCGGGCGCAGCGGACACAUGCAGUUUGGCGGCGAGGAGUGGAGGGACCUGGGCGAGGGCGUCGAUCGCAUCGACCGGCUGACCAAGCGCAAGGGGCCCGCUGGCGGCGGUGUGCGCGCUUUGCUGGAGAAGAGCAGGAAACGCGGCUUCGACACCACCGAUGGGCCCCGGAGCAGCGGCCAUGGAGCCGAGAUUGGGGACAGGUUCCAGAAGAAAGUCAAGAUGCUGGAAGCCGGUCGACGAGACAGGGGAAAGAAGAGGUAG